This is a messenger RNA of Vidua chalybeata, 2366 nucleotides long. It is a transcript of the gene RNF146, whose product is annotated as ring finger protein 146. Gene Ontology annotation, biological process: Wnt signaling pathway; ubiquitin-dependent protein catabolic process. The transcript has 4 exons. NCBI's taxonomy places the organism in Eukaryota, Metazoa, Chordata, Aves, Passeriformes, Viduidae. The record is from RefSeq and is a predicted model, not a curated record. Gene Ontology annotation, cellular component: nucleus; cytoplasm. Bases 594 to 1646 code for a protein of 350 amino acids. Gene Ontology annotation, molecular function: zinc ion binding; poly-ADP-D-ribose binding; ubiquitin protein ligase activity.
CGUUGUGCUGGGCAUUAAAAUAGGUCAGGAGCAUUAGCCGUGGCGGUGUCACGCGUGGCGGAAUCCCCUGGCCGAGCCGGCGCAGCGCUCUAAUUCCCAGGGCGAUGUGCCGCGCGUGAGUGUGUGCCUUCUCCCCUGCGGAUGUCCCCGCUGUGCCCGGCCGGCCUCGGUCACUGCCGCCGGCGGCGUGAGCGGAGCGACACGGGCGGUCACGGGAGCGCAGCACCCAGACAGAAGUAACUAAGUGUUCCUAAUGGAAGUGCUUUUGUCUCUUUGUGCUUGACGGCCUCGGCUCAAGUGUUUGCUUUGCAUCCCUUCGGAAUGUUGAAAGGGGACGUGAAAUGGGAAAACGGGUCCCGCUUUUGACGCGCAACUGGAAAGUGUAGUCCAAGAUGUUUGAGAACCAUCCAGAAAGCUACAGACCAGAAGGAAGAGUUUGCAGAGAAGCUGAAAUGCUGUAGUGUACCACUGAGCAGGACAAGUCAGGAAUGAGCCAGCCUUGGGAAGGAGGACCUGCCAUCCUAGCUGGGGAUGUUUGAAGAGAGGACAUUUCAGUCUUGUGGCAUGCUUCAGUAGAAAUUACUAAGCAAAAGAUGGCUGGCUGUGGUGAAAUAGAUCAUUCGAUCAAUAUGCUUCCCACAAACAGGAAGACAAAUGAGUCAUGUACCAAUGCAGCACCUUCCCUGCAAGUCCCUGAAUGUGCUAUCUGUCUGCAAACGUGUGUCCAUCCAGUAAGUCUGCCCUGUAAACAUGUUUUCUGCUAUCUGUGUGUUAAGGGCGCUUCUUGGCUUGGGAAACGAUGCGCACUCUGCCGGCAGGAGAUUCCUGAGGAUUUUCUUGACAAGCCAACCUUAUUGUCACCCGAAGAACUCAAAGCAGCAAGCAGAGGCAAUGGAGAAUAUGCUUGGUACUAUGAAGGUAGAAAUGGCUGGUGGCAGUAUGAUGAACGUACCAGCAGAGAGCUGGAAGAUGCCUUUUCCAAGGGUAAAAAGAGCACUGAAAUGCUAAUUGCUGGUUUUUUAUACGUGGCAGACCUUGAAAAUAUGGUUCAGUAUAGGAGAAACGAGCAUGGGCGUCGCAGAAAAAUAAAACGGGACAUAAUAGAUAUACCAAAGAAGGGAGUGGCUGGGCUGAGGCUGGACUGUGACACCGUCAACCUGGCACGAGAGAGCUCCGCUGACGGUGCGGACAGCACACUGACUCCAGGGGCUGCAGCUGUGCAGCCUCUAGCAUCCAUUUCUGUGAGGCCCCUACCAGCACUAGAUGGUCAGCUCGUGAGCCCUUCAACGCCAUCACCUGAUGCAAGCAAUUCUCUAGAGAACUCUUUUUCCCACUUACAAAUAAAUGGAGACAGUAUGGCUGAAAGGAGUCACAGGGGAGAGGGAGAAGAAGACCACGAAUCAUCAUCUUCUGGUAGGGUGCCAGCCCCCGACACCUCUGUUGAGGAGACCGAAUCGGAUGCCAGCAGCGACAGCGAGGAUGUGUCUGCCCACCUUCAGCAACACCCGUCCUCUGGUCAGCAGAGACACUUGAGUGCUGGUGCAAGCCAGGCAGGAGCAGAUAGACCAGGGGCAGGGGGCGGGGUGGCAAACACAAGUGUAAGAUCUAGAAGGCCAGAUGGACAGUGCACAGUCACUGAAGUUUAAAUCUAGAGCCAUGUGAAAAAAAUACUCAGUUGUACUAUUUUCUGUAAAUUUUCUGUCCACAUUGGCAUUGCACUCAAACCUAGCAGUGUGUUUGGUGGGAGGGUGGGGUGAAGGGGAGAAAACAGAUUUGGCCUGUUUUAACUUAAGUCUCUUAACAUGUCUCAGCUGGAAGACUCUUUAACUCUAGGAAACUGGGUUGUCCUGUUAAUGGUUUAAAAGCUGUUUAGCAAUGCCCAGUUUUCUUGAAAAUGUCUUGUGUUUAUUUUGUAGCAUUUUCCCCUUGAAGAUACUCUAUUCCUUUUUGGCCAAUGUAUAUCUACUGUACAAAAUGAAUUGUCUUCAUUAUCUGACUGUUGCAUUAAGUGUCUUACUACUUUCUGCAUGGAUUGAUGUAUGAAAAGAACACUUAAGCUAUGUGGAAUCAGGCAAGGUGUUGGGUGUGAGCAGGAUGCUUAAUUUAAUGUGAGAAAAUAGAUGUGAGUUUGGAGUUAAAAUGUGUUUUUACUAGACAAGAGCAAUCAUUUACCUUCUUUCAAUGGAAAUGUAAAAAUGCUGUUAACUUGUGUUGCAAAUCCUUACCUUUACACUCUCCAUGGCUUUUUCACUGGCUUUGCCAUCUAGUCCUUGUAGUUUUGUUUUUUGAGAUCUUUCUUGAUCUGUCUUGUUUUUGUUACAGAAGUUAUUAUUUAAUAAAACUACAUUUUAUCAGUAACAAUCUCA